Messenger RNA from Rhopalosiphum maidis (corn leaf aphid), 1288 nucleotides. Its product is annotated as phosphatidate cytidylyltransferase, mitochondrial. NCBI's taxonomy places the organism in Eukaryota, Metazoa, Arthropoda, Insecta, Hemiptera, Aphididae. Gene Ontology annotation, molecular function: phosphatidate cytidylyltransferase activity. The transcript has a single exon. Gene Ontology annotation, cellular component: mitochondrion. Gene Ontology annotation, biological process: CDP-diacylglycerol biosynthetic process; cardiolipin biosynthetic process. The record is from RefSeq and is a predicted model, not a curated record. The coding region runs from base 274 to 1224 and encodes 316 amino acids.
UCAAAAAUCUAAAUCCUUACUUCGGAUUUAGUAAAAACAUAAAAAAUGAAGUACUUCAAGUACUCGUUCGGUGUUUAAAACUUUACUCAGUACGCAAACGGCCAUAAUAAGCAGGUUUGAAUUUUUUAGAAAACUUAAGAUGUUGGGUUCUAUGUAGAUAUAUAAAUCCAUUACUCAUCGUAAAAAUGUAAAUAUUAGUUAUUUAAUUUGAAAUUAUUUAUUUACAUUGCAUAGAUAUUAUUGUUGUAUGCAAUUUUAACUAUUAAUAUAACCAUGAUUGUGGAUUUAAAUCGGAUUCUCACUAGAUUCCCUACUCAACACUUGAUGUACUGCUUUGCUUAUGGAUCUGGUGUAUUUCAACAGGCCGGUCGUACUGAUCGUGCAAUGGUGGACCUAAUAUUUGUAGUAAACAAUACACACAACUUUCAUCGGGAUAAUUUAGCGGCUAAUCCAAAUCAUUAUUCAUCAAUCCGUUAUUUAGGACCAUCUAUCUUAUCAAAUAUUCAAACUUCAUUUGGUGCUAAUGUUUAUUUUAAUACUCAUAUCACAGUAGACAAUUUAAUAUUCAAGUAUGGAGUUAUAGAUAUGAAAGAUUUUUGUCAAGACUUACAGUCAUGGUAUACACUUUAUAUAGCGGGUCGACUUCACAAGCCCGUGUUAAUGUUACGUGAUGAAGGAUUAAGUGAUUUGGUCAUGCAUAACUUAAGAAGCGCUAUGCAUGCUGCUCUUCUUCAGUUACCUGAAAAAUUUACAGAAAUAGAUUUAUAUAUUGCUAUUGCAGGUCUAUCGUAUCGAGGAGAUUUUCGUAUGAUUAUUGGCGAGGACAAGAACAAAGUGGCCAAUAUUGUACAACCUCAAAUAGAUAAAUUUAGGACAUUAUAUACACCAGUGUUUAAAUCAAUGAGUGAUAAACUAUCUAUAAAUUCAUUUGUAGAACAAGACAAAAGUUUGGAGAGCAAAUUGUAUCAUUUGCAGAGGUUACCACAAAACUUGAAGAAUAUUUUAUUCAGAUCUUAUAAGAACAAAUUGAAUGAUGAUAGAAUAUUAGAAGAAUUAGCAAAGCGAGAUGAUGUUAGUACAAUUGUGCGCAAUGGUAUUUACAGAAUAGUAUUUUAUUCAAGUCUAAUGCAAAGUAUAAAAGGAAUACCAACAGCCGGCUUACUAAAGUCUGUUGUCUAUAGCUAUAGCAAAUUAAACAAAAUGGUUAAAUCUAUGUUUUUAUAGCUAAUCUGAUUACUUAAAUAAAAAUAGUAUUGUUUUGUUGUUAUAUAAUUGUAUUUGUAUUAGA